AACUAGUCAGUGCGACAGUUGUGAUCAGCUAGUGGGUACGUGUGAAGUGUUUCUGUGCUUUCCAUAUUAAUGACAUGAUUUUUAGUGAUUGGAAUAGUUUUUGGUCAUUUUAUUAAAAUAUAUGGUUUUAUGAACAUUUCUUGGAUAAUAUGGACAACGUAUCAGUAUCAAAGGGUGUCUUUGUACACAAAGGUGCUUAUAAGAUCGGGAAUAAACAAACAAAAUUUGAACCACCAGAUUAUUUAAAUGCAUCAUGGUAUCUUACUUAUAAAGAAACAUGGGAAAGCAUUCAAAAUGCUAUAGAGGCUAUAAGGUCCAAUAUGUUUCAACAAGCUUUAGAUGACUUACAAUCUUUUGUUUCCAAGGUUAAAGAUAAACCAAUAGAGGAAUUUCAGAAUGAGAUACAGACAGCUAUUCUAUUAACUGGAAUUAAUGUUUCUGAUCACAAGGUAAUGUUUCAAAGAGUAGUUUCUAAGCUAAAACCAAUAACAAAUCAUAUCGCUGUUAUAUGGGGUAGAGACUCGAAUAAUAUAAAGAAUCUCACAGAAGAAUCAAUUUAUCAGUUGAUGAAUAAUGAAAAGGAUGAUGAAGAUAUACAAAUUAAGAAAACUCACUGUCAUAUGAGGAAUCUAAAAUUAUGGCACCAAGAAAAUUGUGAUCGAAAUGAUCCUCUGGUUAUAAUGAUAACUGAUUUUGAAAGUUCUUCUCCUGCAGUACUGCAUGAUUUUAUUUUAAUACUGAGUUCAUAUGUCAAUUCAAUGAAAUUUAUUCUUAUUUUUGGUGUUGCAACUACUUUACAUGCCAUCCAUAGAUCUUUAACAUAUGAUGUUACAUCAAAAUUGAAUGUUCAAGUAUUCCAUAUGCAAAAACAAAUUAAUAUUUUGUCAGACGUGUUAGAAAAGACUGUUUUUUGUACAAAUAUCCCAUUUAAAUUGACUGGACGCGCGUUUCAAUUUUUAACGGAUAUCUUUUUGUUUUAUGAUUUUUCGGUAGAGAAUUUUUUACACAGUUACAAGAUAUGUAUGAUACAACAUUUUUACGCAAACAAUAUAAAUUCUCUUUGUUGUCAACCGCAAAAGAUAAAAAGCAGGAUUUCUUCUUUAACAGAUGAGGAUUGGGAGGAAAUUAAAAAAUUGCCUUCUAUAGAAAAAUAUAUUAGACAACUUACGAAUGAUAAAAACAAAGAUGAAUUGCUUAAUAAUAACAGGUUUAAGGAAAUGCUAAUGCAGCUCUUAAAUAAUUUCCACCAAUAUAUGCACCGAUUUUUGUUAGUACUCAAGUGCCUGCAUGAUCUCAUGUCGACAUUACCAAAUGCACCAAUGGGUAAACAGCUACGUGAAUAUUACACAAAAGCAGUUUAUAUGAGUGAUUUGAGAGAAUCUCAAGAGUACAAAGAAUGCCUGCAAUUGCUAAGUUUUUUAUCCAAGAAGGAAUUUCUUGAAAAAUUGAACUCUUUUACAACAAUUAUGGAAAGUUCGAAGGACUCAAUUAUGAAGAAAGUUAAAGUAGAUCUACAGGACCGUAUAAAAACAAUCGAGGAAGCUAGUUUAGAAGUAGCUUCGAAACCUGUCGAUAUCGUUUCUACCGGUGAAAAACUCAGUCGACUUCAAUUGAAAGAGAAAUUAUUGAAAAUGUCCCAAACACAAUCUCGAUCGCCCUAUAAGAUAGCUCAACAGGAUUUGAUCGAUUAUUUAGAUCAAAAAGUGUUUUCUGUAUACCUUAUCAAUCCUCAUUACGUACCUGGGAACGAGAUAUUUUGCUUCAAUGAUGGCAAUUUAGCGAAACAACAUGUUCGUGGAUCUUUGAGAGCAGCGAUACACACAGGAUUGAACGAUCCACAUGUGUACUUAAAUUGCGAGUGCUGCAAAUUGGAGAACGACGACGCCAUCCCAUCCACGCUGCCUGACCUCAGUAUAAUUUACAAGUUGCACUUAGAAUCCAGGAAGCUGAUCAAUAUGUACGACUGGUUACAGGCAUUUUUAAUUAUCGUGGAUCCAGUGGGCGGUACAAAGGAACAACGGGACGUGGACCCAAAAUUACAAGCUCGUUUUACUCAAGCAGUCGCCGAAUUGGAGUUCCUUGGUUUCAUCAAGAGUUCACGACAGAAAACGGACCACGUUAAGCGACUCACAUAAUUAUUUCAUUUAUUUCUUAGUCGAUUUUCUUAUGUUUUUGUUUUUUUUUUAUUUAUAAAUUUCACUUAUUGCUUG
Messenger RNA from Bombus impatiens (common eastern bumble bee), 2210 nucleotides. RefSeq names its product origin recognition complex subunit 3 (gene Orc3). The transcript is spliced from 14 exons. Gene Ontology annotation, cellular component: nuclear origin of replication recognition complex; DNA replication preinitiation complex; nuclear pre-replicative complex. NCBI's taxonomy places the organism in Eukaryota, Metazoa, Arthropoda, Insecta, Hymenoptera, Apidae. Gene Ontology annotation, biological process: DNA replication initiation; DNA replication. Bases 150 to 2135 code for a protein of 661 amino acids. Gene Ontology annotation, molecular function: DNA replication origin binding. The record is from RefSeq and is a predicted model, not a curated record.